CGCACUGACGCACCGGUCAGUUUCUGUUUUGUAUUGCCUUAUUUAUACAACUAAAUCCGGAGAUUAAGAUAAUAUUAACCAAUGUUUAACCAAUGAAUAUGUGUUCGCCGUCUCUCUUCGUUCUCCUGGAGAGAGAGAGAGAGAGAGAGAGAGAGAGAGAGAGAGAGAGAGAGAGCGCGCGAGCAUAUGGGCGUGAAUUUUCCAGGCACCAGCUCCUCCAGGCUGAAUUGCAACUCCCAAAAUAGCAGCACUGCGAAUUCUGGAUCCUCUGAGAAAAAAAAAUGGCUGAAGUAGUUUCACCAAUAACUCGACAAGUAACUAAAGGAAGCCAGGAAAAUGUGACCUGUUUUGUGAAUAUUAAUCUCAGAGACGUCGAAGACUGUUUAAUUUACGACCGGCAUGGAGUUUCUCUUCCGUUCAAGACCCUAUACCAAGACAGGAAAUCGGUCAUAAUUUUUGUGCGGAAUUUCUUGUGCUACAGCUGUAAAGAGUAUGCUGAUGAUUUGGGAAAAAUACCCAGAGAAGUACUGGAGGAUGCUGAAAUUAGACUGGUCGUGAUAGGUCAGUCCGCUUAUCAUCACAUAAAGUCGUUCUGCUUGCUCACGGAGUAUCCUUAUGAAAUAUAUGUGGACCCAGAGAGGCGCAUUUACCAAAAGCUGGGGAUGAAGAGAGAGGAGACAUUCACAGACUCUGCACAGCCUAGUCCCCAUGUGAAGUCUGGCGUUUUUAUGGGCCAAAUCAAGACUAUAUGGAGAGCCAUGACUAGUCCUGCCUUUGAUUUUCAGGGUGACCUACAUCAACAAGGUGGAGCCAUCAUUGCAGGACCUGGCUCCAAAGUCCAUUUUUCCCAUCUUGACAUGAACCGCCUGGACCACAUGCCCAUCAACUGGCUCCUUCAGCUUGCAGGAGCUCAGAAAACGAUUGACUUCAGCGAUAAGCCGAAAAUCAUUCACAUCUAGUUAGGUGCCUGCCUGAAAGUUUCAUCCCACGUCACUGCUGUAAUCACACAUGGAGUGUAUAUACAAUCAGCUUCAAACUCUAAGACGACUAAAUGAGUUUCUGUUGCUUCUGUUGUGCAUUUGAACUCAACUUGAUUGACAAAUAGUACAUUACAAUGACUUUAUCAGCUUAACACACACCUCUCUCCUCUUCCCUCAACUGUCUUGGCUUUAAUAACAUCACUCAAACUGAAAGUGCAUGCGGCAAGUUUGUGCAAAAACCGAUAAGGCAUGUUUUCCUGGCAUGAUCUGAAAGUGUUCCAAAUAUCUUCUUGAGAAAUCAGUGAAUGCUUGGCCUUUGCAGUGUCCCCUUUAAAUGUUUAGCAGGGCUGAGGUCCAAUGACUGUGGAGGAAAAAGUCAAUGUCAGCCAACACUCUUUUUUUGUAGUCUUAUAUAGUUUUCAAGAAGUUCUUGCAAAACUUUGACAAAUAAGACAACACGUCUAAUUUGUCAUUCUCUUUGUCCAACUCUAUAGACAACCCUCCCAGAACUGAAUAUUUAUGUUCUGUUUGUCUUCUUAAAUACACCAUUAUGUUACAGACAGAAA
Messenger RNA from Maylandia zebra (zebra mbuna), 1546 nucleotides. It is a transcript of the gene prxl2c, whose product is annotated as peroxiredoxin like 2C. The record is from RefSeq and is a predicted model, not a curated record. NCBI's taxonomy places the organism in Eukaryota, Metazoa, Chordata, Actinopteri, Cichliformes, Cichlidae.